GUGUUAUUUAAAUAAAAUCCAAAGCGCAUUGCGCAUUACUUUUUUAUUUCGGAAAACGACUACCGGAAAUCGCUCUUUGUACGCGCUGGAUGGAGAUUAUUCUUCCGCAUCAGACCUGUCAAGACCUAAAUCUGAAUGUUAAAGAACACAUUAGAGCGACUUCAGAGUGUCUGGAAGUCGUACAGACACAGAUUUGUACCUUGGGUGGCACUGAACAUUUCUAAAAAUGAGAAAACGUUGCGGCAGGUGACGGAGCGCUCGAAAGACAAACUGGUUCCGGAUGAGGAGGUUUCAAAGAGUUUGGUGAGACUCUUUAGACUCCUGCUUGAAGAGGUCACCAGCAAACAAGACCAUAAUGGAGGACACCCACUCUGUGGACAUGAUGCCAUGUUUCAGUCUUUCGGAUUCUGCAUUGACCGGCAGUCCAGCACUUUACCGUCGGCAGGAAGAGGAGUUUUUGUCACUAAAGGAUACGUGCCCAAAGGAGUCACAGUUGCCAUGUACCCUGGUACAAUCUAUCAGGCCUACGAGCCCAUUCUUCUCCAGUCAAUCAGAAACCCCUUUGUGUUUAGGUGCAUUGAUGGAGUUUUGGUCGAUGGAAAUGACAAAGGCAUCUCCAAAAUGGUCUUCACGUCAUGCAGCGGCAGAGACAGAGUUGGGCCCUUCAUGAUGAGUGACACCAGCUGGUUGACAGCCACUCCUCAAAACCCACUGGCCGUAGGGCAAUAUGUGAACAACUGCUCUAACGAUUGGCCUGCUAAUGUUUGCUACCAGGAAUAUGACGUGCCAGAAAAGUUUCCAUACCAACUCUACCGUUUUUUUCCAAAUAUCAACUACAGUCACGACACACAGAGACCUCUGCGCUGUGUUGUCCUAGUUUCCCUCCGAGACAUUACAGCAGGGGAGGAACUCUUCUCAAACUACUACACUAUUGUGCAUUAAAUGACCAUAUUGGUUGUAUGCUAAACAAAACCAAAAUAAAAAAAAGUGUUUUGGUGUAUUUCUUUUUCUUUUCUUUUUUUUUACCAAAUUAUGAAAACAAUUUAAGUUGAGUUUCAAUCGAGACAUUGUUUUAGUUAACAAAGCAGAAGCCCUACCCAGGUUUUUUUCUCACAACAUGUCUCUGAAAGAAUUCUGAUGACACAUGGAGAAUGUCAUUUG
Cynoglossus semilaevis (tongue sole) is the source of this 1161-nucleotide messenger RNA. It is a transcript of the gene setd9, whose product is annotated as SET domain containing 9. The transcript has a single exon. Gene Ontology annotation, molecular function: protein binding. NCBI's taxonomy places the organism in Eukaryota, Metazoa, Chordata, Actinopteri, Pleuronectiformes, Cynoglossidae. Bases 136 to 942 code for a protein of 268 amino acids. The record is from RefSeq and is a predicted model, not a curated record.